Molecule: messenger RNA, 2278 nt
Organism: Bactrocera oleae (olive fruit fly)
Lineage: Eukaryota; Metazoa; Arthropoda; Insecta; Diptera; Tephritidae
Product: T-cell immunomodulatory protein
Cellular component (GO): plasma membrane
Source: RefSeq, a predicted model, not a curated record
UAUAUUAUCUUCUGACUCACUAUUCUCCGAAUUUUUCAUAAUUAAUAAGUAUAUUAAUUUAAGUAAAUAAAAGAAAUACAAUAAGAAAUAAUAAGAAAGAAGCAAAAACCGUGCGUAGUGCAAAAUAAGCGAGAGCAAUUUUAAUUAGGUGAAAGUGAAAAUAACGAUUUUCUCGAUUUCAAUCAUUGUAAAUCGAUAUUAGCAGACAAUGAGAUUUUACUAAUAAUACUGAAAGUUUAACACAAAAAAUAGUAAACAAUGCAGUAUUAUACCGAAAAGAGUGUAAAAGCUGCAAUAUUGCUAACGUUUAUUACAUUGUCCAGAUGCAGUGAUAUCACGCAGCAAGUAUUUGGCGAUGUAAAGGAAGGCAUUGUUGCAGCAUUUGGGGAUUUCAACUCUGACGAGUUAACUGAUGUCUUUUUAAUAAGAGAUCAAAUGAGUACCCUAGAAAUUCUAUAUGGUGCUUAUACGGAACCUCUCUUACGACAUGGUCCCUAUUGUAAUUUCGAUGGGUAUGAAAUCACUAGUGUAGUACCAGGAGAUUUCGAUGGUGAUGCUUUAAUGGAUGUACUUGUAACGCUACGACCAAAACGAAAUGCGGUGAAAAAUAUUUAUAAUAUACAUGUCAAUUGGGGCGGUCCAGAUGGUAUUAAUUGCUCCAAUGUUGGAAAUCCAAUUUUAAUCACCCAAGGUGAGCCUUUGGCAUUGGACUUUAAUCGUGAUAUGAUCAUCGAUCUGUUCGGAUUGGAUAAAAAUGGUGAGCGAGCAUUCUGGAUAUUUCAACCUCAACGAAAAGCUCCAGAAAAACGUACACAAGCACCACCAAGCGGUUCUGAACAAACUACCGCAUCUAUACGUAUACCUAAUGCCAAUGCCUAUUUAGAUUUUAACGGUGACUUCACAGCUGACCUUAUAGUACAAACAGAAAAAAACUAUGAGGUGUGGUACGGUCGUAUUGAAGAAAAGGAGGAUUUUAGUUAUAAUCACAGCAUUGAUAUUGAUAUCAUUGGUUCAUCAAAUUUCAUGAUUGGUCAAGCGGUAUUUGCUGAUUUUGAGUUAGAGGGCGUCGAAAAUAUUAUAUUACCCGUUUGCAUACAAACAGACUGCUCAAACUCAACAGUUUUGGUGUACGAUGGUAAAAGCUUCCGUGAUGUUCAUGUAAACUUUAAGGAUCCACAAGGUGUACUAUGGGGCUUUGUUCCUUCAAUUGAAUCAGAUGUUUACCUUAAAACCAUCACAGCACGUAGCGGAGACUUUAAUAUGGAUGGUUAUCCCGAUUUAAUUAUAACACUUCAUACUAUUAGCGGACCAAAGCGUAUGCAAACUUUUCUUUUAGAGAAUGUGCCAUGCAAAAUGUGUAACAAACCCCUAAAACGUACUUUUGAAGUUAAAUGGAAUGGUUUAAGUCCAAUGGGGAAUGAAACUGUCGCCGGCGCAUUUUACGAUUUCUAUCAAGAUGGUGUUCUCGAUGUUAUACUCAUUGAAAAAACUAAACAAGGAAAGUAUCGACCACUAGCAUUCCGUAACACACUGGACUAUGAUGCAAAUUUUGUUAAAGUUAUUGUUCUUACGGGACUUAUAAAUAGUAAAAAUCCUACACAAACAACACCAUUAGGUAGGAAGCGACGAACUUAUGGCACGAAUUUACCUGGUCCACGUAUUACCUACUCUACCACCACACAAGAGGGCGACCAACAACAAGGUUCAAGUGUUCAACUUCCACAAUCAGCUUAUUUCGCUCUGCAACUGCCAUACACUAUUUUCGGUCUUGGACGUACACCCAAUUUCGUAGACUCGCUAACAGUUGGUUUGGGCAGCAAAUCACGUACUUGGACACAAGUUAUACCGAACUCACAGAUUAUUGUUGUACCGAAGCCAGUGAGUGAACCACAGCAUUGGAAAGCUCAGCUUUUCGUUACACCCAGUAAAUUGAUUUUAAUGAGUGUGGUGGCAUUGGGCGGCACAUGCCUGGUCAUAGUGCUUAUUAUACUGGUUUUGUAUAUUAAAGAAAAACGUGAAGACAAACAAGAAAAACUGCAAGAAGCUCAUCGUUUCCAUUUUGAUGCAAUGUAAAAUAAUUGCAAUUUUCAAUGCUGUACGCAUUGCUUCUUGAAAUGCUUAUAUCUAUAUAUAAUUUUACUCCAUACCUAGUUUAAAAUCCUAUUUUAAUUGGAAAAGUGAUUUUUAUUUGUAUGUCUUUAUUAGUUAUUUUUUAAUGAAUGUCUAUAUCAAUGCGCUCUUUGAGUGGAACAUUAAUAAAUUAAAUUAACACCUCUAA